CCAUCCGAUUAUCAAAUGCCCUCCCUACCGUCCAAAAUAACAUCUCAAAACGCCACCCACCCUUCAAGCCAGCUGGACCCACCCAACCCCCUUAUAAAUCCCAAACACCCCAUCACCAUCUCCCUCACCAACUUCUCUGUUCCCAUUCCACCCCUCCAUAUUUACAAAAUGCCCAAACUACCCCUCACCACCCUCUUCUCCCUGCAUGGCUUCUUGCUGACACUCUUCGUAGUGGUCUCGGGCGAUUUCCCGUCCCAGAUCGACCUUUCGUGGGGCGGCGAUCGAGCCAAGAUAUCUGAAGACGGUCGCCUUCUCCAGCUGUCGCUCGAUGCCGUCUCCGGCGCCGGAUUUCAAUCCAAACAAGAGUUUCUAUACGGGAAGAUCGACAUGCAGAUCAAAGUCGUGCCGGGAAAUUCCGCCGGGACGGUCACCGCAUACUAUCUAGCUUCGAAGGGCCAGACUCAAGACGAGAUAGAUUUUGAGUUUCUGGGAAAUGUGAGUGGACAGCCUUACAUACUCCACACCAACGUCUAUACAAAAGGAAAGGGUGAAAGGGAGCAGCAGUUCUAUCUCUGGUUUGAUCCAAGGGAUGCCUUUCAUACUUACUCUGUUCUCUGGAAUCAGCAGCACAUACUCUUCUCUGUGGAUGGGACACCGAUCAGGGUCUUCAGGAACAAUGAAGCCUUGGGGGUCCCAUUCCCUAAAGACCAGCCAAUGCAACUCUAUUCAAGCCUUUGGAAUGCAGAUCAGUGGGCCACACGUGGUGGCCUGAUCAAGAUCGAUUGGACCCAGGCGCCGUUCAUCGCUUCUUACCGAAAUUUCAAUGCAGAUGCAUGCGUGUGGGCAGAUGGACGGUCGUCAUGCCCUGCUUCGAAGGGAAGAUGGUGGGACCAAGGACUGGAUAGCAAUGGAGCCCUGAAACUCAUGUGGGUCCAGCAGAAUUACAUGAUCUAUGACUACUGUAGUGAUUCCAAACGCUUCCCUCAGGGAUUUCCCCCAGAAUGCUCCAUUUCCAAUUAGGAUAUAGAUGAUGGCCCACCCACUUAUAGAAUAAAUUACAGGAGUGGGCUUGUUUAUGUAAAUGUUACAGAAAUGGUUUGUAAUGGUUUUUAUAGUUAA
Molecule: messenger RNA, 1119 nt
Organism: Magnolia sinica
Lineage: Eukaryota; Viridiplantae; Streptophyta; Magnoliopsida; Magnoliales; Magnoliaceae
Product: probable xyloglucan endotransglucosylase/hydrolase protein 25
Exons: 3
Coding region: 16-1020 (334 amino acids)
Biological process (GO): cell wall biogenesis; xyloglucan metabolic process
Cellular component (GO): apoplast; cell wall
Molecular function (GO): xyloglucan:xyloglucosyl transferase activity; hydrolase activity, hydrolyzing O-glycosyl compounds
Source: RefSeq, a predicted model, not a curated record